AUGGCGUCCAGAGUCCUCUCCUUCGCAGGCUGGGCUUUCCUCCCCGGUCUAGCAACCUCUUUCCUGCAGAGCUUCUACUAUCGCCUCACCAUCCGAGCAGGCUCACCGCACCCGCAGCCUGGUUCGCCACUGUAUACCCUCCACAACCGACGCAUCCACGUCGCCGUGAUCAGCAGCUACCUGCUAUACACCCUGUACGAAGAAUACUACAGCCUCCGGAUAGCAGGCGACUUUUACAGUCUUCUCGGCGUCCUGCCUACCUCAGAUGAGAGGACGAUCAAGACUCGCUUCCGACGACUAGCGGCGCUGUUCCAUCCCGAUAAAGCGAGACAGACGUCUACAGCAAGCUACACGACGGACGAUGGCAGGAACCUGGAUGAGUUCUUCGUGAUGCUGAAGCUGGCGCAGGAUACGCUGCUUGAUCCCGUCAAGAGGUUUGCGUAUGACCGGUUUGGAGCCGGCGUGGUCGACCGGCCCGAGGGCGCGGGCAAGGCGUUGAGCAUGGGCGGGUACUUCUACGAGGGCCUCUUUGCGCUUGUCCCGCAGUAUGUGGCCGGGUUCAUGAUGAUGAUUGUCCUGAACAUAUUCUGGCUGUCUGCUUGGGCGAGAUACUGGCGGUUCUAUACGUUCUUCGCCCUGUUGACUCUCGAGCUGACGCUGCUCACCCACCCCAACGCCACCUUCAUCCCCUCCGCCUAUCUUCCCGCCACGCUGUCCUGGUUACUGGGGCUAGACAGUUUCUAUCUGCUUCCCUUCCAGAUACUGGCUCUCGCCCGCACGGCCUCGGUGACCAUCAACAUCUUCAUAUCGCAGCUUACCCCUCCAGACGAGAAGUCGAGGGGAGCAGGCAAAGGCAAGGGAGAGGGCGGGCUUAGCGUACAGACGCAGCAGCAGCUGGCACAGAUCGCCCAGUUGGCGCAUACACAGGAUAGCGAGACGGCCAAGCUGCUGGGGAUGGACAUGAUCCCGUUCAAGGGCGAUAGCAUCGGCGUGCAGAGGCUACGGCGGGGGAUGAAGGAGCACUUGGACAGGGAGGGCGCCAGACAGACUCCAGAGGUGCAGGAAGCGGUCAAGUUGGUUAUCUCCAGAGGUAGAACGAGGCAGACAGAGAAAGAAGUAGAAGAAGUAGAAGAAGAAGAAGAAGAAGAGGGAGAAGUAGUAGAAGUGCCCAAAGAGGAAGUCGAGGCAUAG
This is a messenger RNA of Arthroderma uncinatum, 1191 nucleotides long. RefSeq lists its product as uncharacterized. Gene Ontology annotation, molecular function: misfolded protein binding; protein-folding chaperone binding. Lineage: Eukaryota; Fungi; Ascomycota; Eurotiomycetes; Onygenales; Arthrodermataceae. The transcript has 3 exons. The record is from RefSeq and is a predicted model, not a curated record. Gene Ontology annotation, cellular component: endoplasmic reticulum. Bases 1 to 1191 code for a protein of 396 amino acids.